UUGGCGACAAACGAUCGUCUCAAUGAACAAUUUAAAAUCAACGAUGGUGAAUCGAGGAAAAUUGCAUCAAUUGGCCAACGAUUAUUUUCAAUCGAAAAGGAUCGUCUACCGAAUGAUUGGUACUUAAAGAAAUUCCCGUCUCAAAAUUUGAGAAAAAGAAAUGUGUACAAAAACGGAAAGAAGACUAUAAGGAAUGCAUUAAAACUGAUUCGCGAUGGAGUUAAAUUGGGAAUGCUAAUGACAAAUCAAAAUAUUUCUGAUUUCGACAAUAAAACUAUCAAAAUGUUUUCUCCUCGAUUGUUUUCACUUGUGCCUGAAGGCAAUUCAGGAAACCUGGUAUAUAAAUUCGAAUAUAUUUUUUCAAAAAAUAGAUUAUUACCAACUCGAUCACUUUUGAUUCGUGGAGUAAAUAUUCUAUCGCCAUCCAUACUUAGCCUUCAUGAUGAAGGAAGAGAAACUGAAAAAUUGCUAAGUAUAUCAAAUCUAAUGCAAUCAUUUUUGCCAGGAGACCGCAGUGAUCUCAUGGAUCUCAUUACAGAUAUUUCUGGAAUAUCAGAUGCUGUUGAAAAAGCUCGAAAUUCCAUUAACGAAAAUUUUGUGGAAGAAAAAGGAAUUGAUGGCCAACCGCUAUAUUUUACGAAGGAGAAUAUUACGGAAAUUUACGGUGAUAUAGAAAAACAAAAAGUUGAUACCAUGGAAGAUUUAUACAAAUCCUUGACGAUUGACCAGCUUGCUGAAAUUAAUAGCACAGGAUUCGCAUCAUUAACCAGUGAACAGCUUCGUCAUCUUUAUGGUUCAUUGUCACCAUAUCAUGAUUCCAACGCACUUGAACGACUCACUAAAAUAGCAAAAAGAGAAGGAUUCAUGAAAUAUUUAGAUGAAGAUAUAUUAAAGCUUUCUAAGGCUUCUGCAUUUACACUGGGUUCUCAGAAGCUAAAUGGCUCUCGAAGUAAAAGAGCAGUAGUUAAUUCUCCCUUCGCUUUUAGCCCAUUCAUAUCUAAAGGCGGUACGAUUUCAACACCAAUAGUCCUUUCACCAAUUAUUUUUUCACCCAUCAUCUUAUCACCUGCUAUUUUCGGUCCAUUUAUAUUAAGUCCUUGGGCUUUUAAUCCUGUUAUUCUGUCUCCUCGUGUUAUGGCCCCAUUUAUACUUAACCCACUUAUCUUUACUCCAAUAGUGCUCUCACCUUUAGCACUUCAACCAUUUAUUUUAUCACCAGGUAUUUUUAAUCCUUUUGUUCUAAGCCCACUUACUCUAUCGCCUUUUAUCCUUUCACCACAAGUUUUUACACCUAUUAUUUUAUCGCCAAUGGUUUUAAAUCCGCUUAUAUUGAAUCCAAUGGCCGCUUCACCACUUAUUUUGAGUCCAUUUGCUGUAUCACCUUUCAUAUUGUCACAUCAGUUUUUAACAGCUAUUGUUCUAAGUCCCUAUUUUUUAUCACCUUUAAUUUUAACUAACUUGACUGCCGUUGAAGUUAUAUUAUCUCCAAGUGCUUUAAGCUAA
Dracunculus medinensis (Guinea worm) is the source of this 1503-nucleotide messenger RNA. NCBI's taxonomy places the organism in Eukaryota, Metazoa, Nematoda, Chromadorea, Rhabditida, Dracunculidae. The record is from the annotation of a GenBank genome assembly.